GAUUUCUCGUUGUCUGCAAGAAGAUCCCCCUCGCUUUGACGCUGCUGCGCUGCUUGAUGGAGCCGUGUAAGGUGCUCCAGCCGGAAGACAUGGCGCGGAUUGAUCCGGAGAGAAAACUGGUAGACUGGUGCGCUAUGAGUUUGGAUGAAGCUGCUAGCUACAUGAAGGAUCUCAACAUGGAUGAGGAAAAACUUGCUGACAACGUGAAGGCUCAAAAGCUUCAAAGCUGGAAGCUCGAGGUCGCCCAGGGGAAGACAACUUUGCUGAAUUCGAAUCUAGCGAGCAUGCUGAAGCUCCGGGAGGACAAGCUGACGGAGCUACGACAGAGACACCAGCCCGCUGAUAAUUCGGAGGCUCUUAAGCUCGACAUCCAGCGAAAAAUGCAGCUCUUUGAGGAGCAGCUGAACCACAAGGAAAAGCAAACCGCGCAUCAAAUGGUUUUGAGGAGAGCCAAGAUGGUUAGGCAAAGAAACGAAGCUCUCAAGCAGAAACAACAUCUGGAGCGAUUGCUGCGGAAGCAAGCCAAACAAACCUCGGAGAAAAUGGAGCAGCUGAAAGGCAAGCAACAAAGGGAUGAGGAAGAGCAGCGCAAGUGUCUGGAGAAAAUUGAAUCGGACUUUCGGGGUGAGGAGUUAAUGCUUAUCACACAACACGAAAGUGAGCUCAAGCAGCUCCAAGAGGCGGUGGAGAAAGAGACGAAAAUGGCACUGGACGAGCUGCUGGAGAAACAAAAGCGGGCCAAGCAAGAGCAACAAAACUCUCCAAAAGAAUGCAUUGUUUGCACGAGGCAGUUUUCAUCGGAGCUAAGGAGGGCAGUUCUCGUCCCAUGCGGCCACUACACGAUGUGCAUCGAAUGCUGCUCGGGAAUCUGGAACCUCCGCAAGCCAAAGUGCCCCGCAAAGUGUCCCGUCUGUCGUAUGGUGAUCGAGCUCAAGCCCGAGGUCACCUACGAGUGAGCAACGUACAACGUCAAGGUCGGGAAAAGUCUAGCGAGACAACUAUCGGAACUUACACAAGUCAAGCAAGAACAGGAAAAUUCUAGCGAGACAACUUUCGGAACUUAGAGAAGUUUAGCAGAGGUAUAUGAUAUAUAGUCUGGUCGGUCCCCCGACAAAUUUUGUACACUCCCAACACUACUAUUCUCUAGCUUAUAAAACCGUGGAAGAUCCCCCAAA
Molecule: messenger RNA, 1175 nt
Organism: Selaginella moellendorffii
Lineage: Eukaryota; Viridiplantae; Streptophyta; Lycopodiopsida; Selaginellales; Selaginellaceae
Product: RING finger protein B
Exons: 7
Coding region: 57-956 (299 amino acids)
Source: RefSeq, a predicted model, not a curated record